AUGUGUGGAAUCUUCGCGUGUCACCAUCAUCCCGAUGUCCAGCAGUUCAAGCCCACGGCUUUGCGCAUGGCCAAGGCUGUGCGUCACCGCGGUCCCGAUUGGAGCGGAAACUUCUGUGCCGAGAGCACCAUUCUGGCCCACGAGCGUCUGAGCAUUGUCGGUGUUGACUCCGGUGCCCAGCCCCUGGUCAACGAUGACAGCUCCCUCGCCCUUGCCGUCAACGGCGAGAUCUACAACCACCGCACCCUCCGCAAGAACCUCCACCACAAGUACAACUUCAAGACUCACUCUGACUGUGAAGUCAUCAUCCCCCUGUACGAGGAAUACGGUCUCGAUGCCCCCAAGCACCUUGAUGGUAUGUUCUCUUGGGUUCUCUGGGACAAGAAGCAGGACCGCGUCAUUGCUGCCCGUGACCCCAUUGGUAUCACUAGCUUCUACCUUGGUCGUUCCUCUUCUACCCCCGGUGCUGUCUACUUUGCCUCCGAGCUCAAGUGCCUGCACCCCGUCUGCGACGACAUCAUUGCCUUCCCCCCCGGCCAUGUCUACGACUCCAAGACCGACUCCCUGACCCGCUACUUCGAGCCUAAGUGGUGGGACCCCGCCAACGUUCCCUCCACCCCCGUUGACUACAAGGUCGUCCGCCACAGCCUGGAGAAGGCUGUUCGCAAGCGUCUGAUGGCCGAGGUUCCCUACGGUGUCCUGCUGUCCGGAGGUCUGGACUCCAGUCUGGUGGCCUCCAUCGCCCAGCGUGAGACCCUGCGCAUGGCCGAGGCUGCCCGCAAGGCCCCUCAGACCAACGAGGACGGCGAGCUGGUUGGCAUUGAUGAUGACAACGAGCUGUCCACUGUCACCACUUUCCAGCAACUGCACUCCUUCUCCAUCGGUCUCCCCGGUGCCCCGGAUACCGAGGCUGCCCUUGAGGUUGCCCGCUUCCUUGGAACCAAGCACCACCCCUUCACUUUCACCGUCCAGGACGGCCUUGACGCCCUCUCUGACGUGAUCUACCACCUCGAGACCUACGAUGUGACCACUAUCCGUGCCUCCACCCCCAUGUACCUGCUCUCCCGUAAGAUCAAGGCCAUGGGUGUCAAGAUGGUUCUCAGUGGUGAGGGCUCCGACGAGAUCUUCGGUGGUUACCUUUACUUCCACGCUGCUCCCAACAAGGAGGAGCUCCACAAGGAGACCGUCCGCCGUGUCAAGAACCUGCACCUGGCUGACUGCCUGCGUGCCAACAAGUCCACCUCCGCCUGGGGUCUUGAGGCCCGUGUGCCCUUCCUUGACAAGGAGUUCCUCGAGACCUGCAUGGGUGUUGACCCCCAGGACAAGAUGAUCACCAAGGAGCGCAUCGAGAAGCACAUGCUGCGCAAGGCUUUCGACACCACCGAUGAGCCCGAGACUGCUGCUUACCUCCCCGACAAGAUCCUCUGGCGCCAGAAGGAGCAGUUCAGUGACGGUGUCGGAUACAGCUGGAUUGACGGCCUCAAGGAUGAGGCUGAGCGCCAGGUCACUGACGAGAUGAUGAAGAACCCCAAGCCCGAGUGGGGCACCGAUGUCCCCGACACCAAGGAGGCAUACUGGUACCGCACCAUGUUCGAUGAGCACUUCCCCCCCUACUGUGCCGGUACCGUUGAGCGCUGGACCCCCACCUGGUCCAAGCAGACCGACCCCAGUGGCCGUGCCAUCUCCUACCACAACCAGAAGUACGACCAGGCCGAGUAA
Messenger RNA from Penicillium olsonii, 1719 nucleotides. NCBI's taxonomy places the organism in Eukaryota, Fungi, Ascomycota, Eurotiomycetes, Eurotiales, Aspergillaceae. The record is from the annotation of a GenBank genome assembly.